GGACACACCCCAUUUCCUCCGCCCCGGGCGGUCCCGCCCCAACGUGUCUUCCUCCACUUACGACAGGACUAUGAACUGAGCGUCGGACUCUUCCCUCUGCGAGACAGGAAUGUCGCAAGGUUGGGAAAGAAAACUGGGUUUGCGACCUUAGGGCGCACUUUCCGGCUAAUCAGAGGCGCCUGAAGGCUGGUUGGGGUGGUGAGGCCCGAGGCAGCUUCAGGGACUUCUGAGCAGCCCCAGUCAGUACAAGAUGGACCCCGUAGUCCUGAGUUACAUGGACAGUCUCCUGCGGCAAUCCGAUGUCUCACUGCUGGACCCGCCAAGCUGGCUCAAUGACCAUAUUAUUGGGUUUGCCUUUGAGUAUUUUGCCAACAGUCAGUUUCGUGACUGCUCUGACCAUGUCUGCUUCAUCAGCCCCGAAGUCACCCAGUUCAUCAAGUGCACUAACAGCCCAGCAGAAAUCGCCAUGUUUCUCGAACCCCUGGGUCUCCCCCGUAAGAGAGCUGUGUUUUUAGCCAUCAACGAUAACUCCAACCAGGCAGCUGGGGGAACCCACUGGAGUUUGUUGGUUUAUCUCCGAGAUAAAAAUAGCUUUUUCCAUUAUGAUUCCCACAGCAAAAGCAACUCCACCCAUGCAAAGCAGGUAGCAGAGAAACUAGAGGCCUUUUUAGGUAGAAAAGGAGAAAAACUGGUCUUUGUGGAGGAGAAAGCCCCUGCUCAGCAAAACAGCUAUGACUGUGGGAUGUACGUGAUCUGUAACACUGAGGCCUUGUGCCAGAGCCUCUUUAGGCAGCAGCCGGACUCCCUGCUGCAGCUGCUCACCCCCACAUACAUCACAAAGAAGCGGGCAGAAUGGAAGAACCUCAUUGCCCGGCUUGCUAAGAACUAGCUACCAAUACUUCGUGACUUUGGAAUCCUCCUCUUUCUGCCCUUCCUCACUUAUUGGAUGGCUGCAGUCUCAGUGCCUGAGGGAAGAUGCCUAGAAGAGAAACCUCAUUAUUUUUUUUAAAGGAGCUCAUCCUUUUCAUUAUCCCAGUGGAAAAUUUCCCUUUAACCUUGACUUGAGAGCAAUAUGUUCUGUGAAAAUUGUCUUCAAAUUAUGCACCAAAACCUUAACAUUUAUUACAUAUGUGCUUCAAUAAGACUGGUCUUAUUGGUACAAGGUUAAUUCCCUUUUGGUCUCCCUUUUCCACAUUGACUUAUUCCAGAGGAAAAGCAAUGAUCUCUAAAGUAAAGACUACAUGAAAUCUAGAGGAAUGCAAAGACAAAAACUAUAGGAUAACCAAAAACGUGUUGCACGGCCUACAUAAUUGAACAUGUCAACCAGCUGGAAGCAGAUCAAGGCCUAACCUGAUUUAAAACCUAAAUAUUAGGUUGGGCAUGGUGGUGAACUUCUGUAAUCCCAGCACUUGAGAGGCUGAAGCAGGAGGAUCACAUGAGUUCAAGGCCAGCCUGGGCCGCGUAGUGAGACCCUGUCUCAAUGAAAAAAAAGAAUCUAAAUAUUACAAGAACCAGUCAUUCACUUCUGUGAGCAGAAUCUUUGCAGAUAUCAGAGAAAGCUGACGUUAGCCAGUCUCCCUGUAUGUAAUAGCGGGGAGGCUUGGAGUGCGGGAAACCGUAACUUCACUGAAGCGGCCGCAGUGGCCUUCUUCCGUGAGUGGUCAGUUCGCAGCUAUAGACUGGUAACAGCUCUUUGCCUUGUCUAUUUGCCAUGCACAUUUUUUUAACAUAAAGGAAGAAAAGUGACCUUUCUCACCCCUUUCACUGAAGUCAAAAUGCAGACUAUGUAAUUUUUUAAAUGCGGAACUAAGGGUAAAAAGAAACUAUCCCACUGAAA
Messenger RNA from Chinchilla lanigera (long-tailed chinchilla), 1837 nucleotides. It is a transcript of the gene Senp8, whose product is annotated as SUMO/sentrin peptidase family member, NEDD8 specific. The coding region runs from base 251 to 889 and encodes 212 amino acids. Gene Ontology annotation, molecular function: deNEDDylase activity; cysteine-type peptidase activity. Lineage: Eukaryota; Metazoa; Chordata; Mammalia; Rodentia; Chinchillidae. The transcript is spliced from 2 exons. The record is from RefSeq and is a predicted model, not a curated record. Gene Ontology annotation, biological process: proteolysis.